Manis javanica (Malayan pangolin) is the source of this 2651-nucleotide messenger RNA. RefSeq names its product Rho GTPase activating protein 9 (gene ARHGAP9). Lineage: Eukaryota; Metazoa; Chordata; Mammalia; Pholidota; Manidae. Gene Ontology annotation, biological process: signal transduction; regulation of GTPase activity. The record is from RefSeq and is a predicted model, not a curated record. Gene Ontology annotation, molecular function: protein binding. Gene Ontology annotation, cellular component: cytoplasm.
UCUUCCUGUAUCCAGAUCGAAAGUCCCCCUACCAUCCAGGACCAGCUCCUCCUGCCCCUCUGAUGGGCCCCAGAAGGUGACAGUACUGACCACAAUGCUGUCAGGCCAGUGGUGGCCAAGUACCUGGGGGAGCCUAGGGCUGGGACUCCAAAGCCCUUCUCAGGGAUCCUGGCUCCGUGCCCUCUAUGCCUUCACUUACACUGGAGGAGAUGGCCAGCAGGUGUCUCUGGCUGAAGGGGACAGGUUCCUACUGCUUCAGAAGACCAACUCAGACUGGUGGUUAGCAAGGCGCCUGGGAGCACCCUCUGUCUCUCCACCCAUCUUUGUCCCAGCUGCCUUCAUGAUGGAGGAAUCCAUCCCUUCCCAGAGCCCAACCACCACCAGCCCCAGCCAAUCCCUCUGGUCUCAUGGGCCAAAGUUGUUUCCUGGCUCCCUGAAGGAGCUGCACCUGUCUCAGGAAUGCCCGGGCAGAACCCAGGUUAUGUCUGAGCAGCCUCCUCCUCUUCCCCCCAAAAUGUGUAGAAGUGUCAAUGUUACCAAUUUGAGGCCUACCCUCCUGAAGCCCUUCCAGGAAGGCCCAAGUGGAAGAUCUUUCUCCCAGGAAGACUUGCUGACAGAGGCCAGUGACAAUGUGGGUAUGGUGUUUCCUGUGUCCUGUCUUGACAGCUCAAGUCACCAGCAAGUCUGCUCUAGAGAGGUAAGACCCCAGCCCCUCAUGUCAGAGCUUCCUGUGUACUGCAACCUGGUGGACCUUCGCCGUUGUCCCCGGUCCCCACCCCCAAGCCCUGCAUGCCCCCCAUUGCAGAGGCUGGACGCCUGGGAGCAGCACUUGGAUCUCAACUCCGGACGCUGCUACUACAUAAAUUCGCUGACUGGCUCCAAGUCCUGGAAGCCCCCACGCCACACUCGCACUCGAGAGAUGAUCCCUGGAUCCAUGCAGGGGGCACAGACCCUGAAUAGGGACAACAGUAUCCUGCAACCUCAGGCAAAGGGCUCAGAAUCUGACACAGGGACCCCAGAACUGCUUGGCCCCCAGGGUUCACCGGGCCUCCACCAACGCGCCACCCAGUUCAACCCCUCAGACCAGCCUUCAGCGUUGCAGCCCCCUCGACCUCUGCCACAGGUUCUGGACGAUCCCCACGAGGUAGAAAAGUCGGGCCCGCUCAACGUGACUAAGAUCGCCCAGGGGGGUCGCAAGCUCAGGAAGAACUGGGGCCCAUCUUGGGUGGUAUUAGCAGGUAACAGCCUGGUGUUCUACCGAGAGCCUCCACCGACUGCGCCGUCCUCAGUUUGGGGACCAGCGGGUAGCCGACCCGAAAGCAGCGUGGACCUGCGAGGGGCGGCCGUGGCUCACGGCCGCCACCUGUCCAGCCGCCGCAAUGUCCUGCACAUCCGCACGGUCCCUGGUCACGAGUUCCUGUUGCAGUCAGACCAGGAGACCGAGCUGCGAGCCUGGCAUCGGGCGCUGCGGGCGGUCAUCGAGCGCCUGGAUCGGGAGAACCCGCUGGAGCUGCGCCUGUCAGGCUCGGGACCCGCGGAGCUGGGGGAGCUGAGCGCCGAGGAGGACGAGGAAGAGGAGGCGGGGCCGGUGUCCAAGCCACUGCUGCGGCUCGGCGGUGGCAGCCGCCGGGGCUCCGGUCGGAGUCCCGAAGGAACUGAGCAGAACCGCGUGCGGAACAAACUUAAACGACUUAUUGCAAAGAGACCGCCCUUGCAAAGCCUGCAGGAGCGGGGUCUGCUGCGAGACCAGGUGUUCGGCUGCCAGUUGGAAUCACUGUGUCAACGGGAAGGGGACACCGUGCCCAGCUUUGUUCAGCUUUGCAUUGCUGCUGUGGAUAAGAGAGGUCUAGAUGUGGAUGGCAUUUACCGAGUGAGUGGGAAUUUGGCAGUGGUCCAGAAGCUUCGCUUUCUAGUAGACAGAGAGCGGGCAGUGACCUCUGAUGGGAGGUACAUGUUCCCAGAACAUCCAGGACAAGAAGGCCGAUUAGAUUUGGACAGUGCUGAGUGGGACGACAUUCACGUGGUCACUGGAGCCCUGAAGCUUUUUCUUAGGGAGCUACCCCAGCCUCUGGUGCCCCCACUGCUGCUUCCCCGUUUUCGUGCUGCCCUUGCACUCUCUGAGUCAGAACAGCGCCUCUCUCAAAUACAAGAAUUAAUUGACUCCAUGCCAAAGCCCAACCAUGACACUCUGUGGUACCUCCUGGAGCAUUUACGCAGGGUGAUAGCACACUCCGAUAAGAACCGCAUGACCCCCCACAACCUGGGAAUCGUGUUUGGACCAACCCUAUUUCGGCCAGAGCAGGAGACUGCUGACCCGGCAGCCCAUGCUCUCUACCCUGGGCAGCUGGUCCAGCUGCUGCUCACCAACUUCGAUAGCCUCUUCCCCUGAGCAAGGAAAAAGAGAUACAUGUCUCCAGUGAUCUGUUGGGUGCCCUUGGGCAGGCGUGGGGCCAGGUGUGUUUUGAAGACAUUCCUUUAAAUCCUGUUUCCCAAAUGACUGUCUCCGUCUUGGAGAGUCUGAUGUGAAGAGUUCAGGUGGGGUGAAGGAGCUUCUCUAAAGAGAGAAGUGGGUGGAUUAACCCCUGCCUCUCUUGUCCCCAGUCAUGGCCCCUUCCCCAAGACAAUGAUGCAUAAAGCGGAGCUCUUUCUGA